AUGUCCCGUUGGUUGAAGAAGGGACUUCAAUCGGCAAAGGGCCAUCUUGCGGACGCAACACAAGCUACACAACAUAAUGUGCAGAAAUUUGCUCAGGCCAACGCAGCGUCAUCUCCUCUCGUCGAAGGCUACUAUGAAGCCCGCGCCCACGAAAGGUUCAACGACGGACGUUACGAGGCGAUUCGACGGCUGGGCACAGGACAGUAUUCCCAUGUUUGGCUGGCCGACGACUUGCAUAGAAACAGCGAAAACUCGCAAGUGGCCCUGAAGCUCUUGACUACGGAUUGCUAUGGAGGCGAUCAUGAUAUUUUUGAGGUUGAGAUACUCAACAGAAUCGCUGAGCAACAGCGCCUCCUGUCGAAUGCGGCACGUAACUCCCAUGUGAUCGGUUCUUUGGAUAGUUUUCGGCUUCGUGGCCCGGCCGGAGAGCACAGGUGUAUCGUGAUGCCGGUGUUGGGGUCUAGUCUUGGACAACAGGUGCACCGCUUCCCAAAUCGCCGGAUUCCCGUAAAGACAACGAAGGAGAUCGUGAAGCAAUUGUUACAGGGAAUGGCCUCGGGUGAAUCUGCGGACAGCGUGACACCUACUAUUGACAGCACAAUUGGCAAGUUUACUGACCUUUCCGAAGCAUCCUGGGUGGAUAAACAUCUCAGUGACCGUAUCCAACCAGAGCACUUGAGGGCUCCAGAGGUUUUCCUCGGCGCUCCAUGGGGCCCGCCGUGUGACAUAUGGAGCUUAGGCUGCCUCAUCGUCGAGUUCAUCCAAGGAUUUGUCUUGUUCGACGGGAAGGCUUCUCAGCGCGGGACUUGGACUUCGGAAGAUGAUCACCUCGCUCAACAUAUGGAGGUCCUCGGUCCGAUGCCGUCUGAGCUUCUGUAG
Dissoconium aciculare CBS 342.82 is the source of this 879-nucleotide messenger RNA. RefSeq names its product kinase-like protein. Gene Ontology annotation, biological process: protein phosphorylation; regulation of mRNA processing; spliceosomal complex assembly. Gene Ontology annotation, molecular function: protein kinase activity; ATP binding. NCBI's taxonomy places the organism in Eukaryota, Fungi, Ascomycota, Dothideomycetes, Mycosphaerellales, Dissoconiaceae. Bases 1 to 879 code for a protein of 292 amino acids. The record is from RefSeq and is a predicted model, not a curated record. The transcript is spliced from 5 exons.